GAGCUCCCCACCGCGUCCUCCCGGCCCUGGCGCCCCAGGCUGGGUGAAAGCCGCCCCUGGCCUUGGUCUUGGGGCUUCUCAGCUGCGCGCUUUCCCCAUCUAGAGACUUGCAAUGAGAAAGCCCGAGAGCCGGGCGGGGACGGUGGAGACCGCAGGCCGCGCAGGGCAGAAGCACCGAGGCUUCCUGGAGGGAGGGCUGCUGCUCCUAGUGACUGGCGCCCUGGUCGCCCUGGGCCUCCUUUACGCCGACAGAAGAGACAUCCAAAAGCCCAAGGACACAGGCGAAACCUGCACCACCCCUGGCUGCGUGAUGGCAGCCGCCAGGAUCCUCCAGAACAUGGACCCGUCCAAGGAGCCCUGUGUCGACUUCUACCAGUACGCGUGCGGGGGCUGGCUGCAGCGCCACGUGGUCCCCGAGACCAACUCGCGAUACAGCGUCUUCGACAUCCUCCGGGAUGAGCUGGAGAUCAUUCUCAAAGGGUUGCUGGAGAAUUCUACCACCAAGGAUCGGCCAGCUGUACAGAAGGCCAAGAUGCUGUACCGCUCCUGCAUGAACGAGAGUGAGAUAGAAAAGCGAGACUCGCAACCCCUGCUGGACAUCCUGGAGGUGGUAGGAGGCUGGCCAGUGGCCAUGGACAAGUGGACCGAGAGCAUAGGGCCCCGGUGGGAGCUGGAACAGCAGCUGGCCGUGAUGAACGCGCGGUUCAACCGGCGGGUCCUCAUCGACCUCUUCAUCUGGAACGACGACCAGGACUCCAGCCAGCACAUCAUCUACAUAGACCAGCCCACCCUGGGCAUGCCGUCCCGAGAGCACUACUUCAGUGCGGGCAGCGACCAGAAGGUACGGGAAGCCUACCUUCAGCUCAUGGUGUCGGUGGCCACGAUGCUUCGGGCGGACAUGAACCUCCCCAAGAACAGCGACCUGGUGCGGGAGGACAUGGCCCAGGUGCUGGAGCUGGAGACGCAGCUGGCCAACGCCACGGCCCCCCCGGAGGAGCGGCACGACGUCACCGCCCUGUACCACAGGAUGGACCUGGAGCAGCUCCAGAGCAAGUUCGGUCUGAAGGGAUUUAACUGGACUCUCUUCAUACAAUCUGUGCUAUCCUCUGUCAAAAUCAAGCUGCUGCCAGAUGAGGAAGUGGUGGUCUACGGCAUCCCUUACCUCCAGAAUCUUGAAGACAUCAUCAAUGUCUACUCAUCCAGGACCAUGCAGAACUACCUGGUCUGGCGCCUGGUGCUGGACCGCAUCAGCAGCCUGAGCCAGAGGUUCAAGGAUGCACGCGCAAACUACCGCAAGGCGCUGUACGGCACGACGGUAGAGGUGCGCUGGCGGGAGUGCGUCAGCUACGUCAACAGUAACAUGGAGAGCGCUGUGGGCUCACUCUACGUCAAGGAGGCCUUCCCCGGGGACAGCAAGAAUAUGGUCGGAGAGCUCAUCGACAAGCUGCGGGCAGUGUUCGUGGAGACCCUGGACGAGCUGAGCUGGAUGGAUGAGUCAUCCAAGAAGAAAGCCCAGGAGAAGGCCAUGAGCAUCCGGGAGCAGAUUGGGUAUCCCGACUACAUCCUGGAGGAGGGGAACAAGCACCUGGAUGAGGAGUAUUCCGAUCUGAACUUCUCGGAGCACCUGUACUUUGAGAACGGAUUGCAGAAUCUCAAGGCCGGCGCCCAGCGGAGCCUCAAGAAGCUUCGGGAGAAGGUGGACCAAAACCUCUGGAUCAUCGGGCCCGCCGUGGUGAAUGCGUUCUACUCCCCAAACCGAAACCAGAUUGUGUUUCCCGCCGGGAUCCUCCAGCCCCCUUUCUUCAGCAAGGAGCAGCCACAGGCCUUGAACUUUGGGGGCAUCGGGAUGGUGAUUGGGCACGAGAUCACCCAUGGCUUUGAUGACAACGGCCGGAACUUCGACAAGAACGGCAACAUGAUGGACUGGUGGAGUAACUUCUCGGCGCAGCACUUCCGCAAGCGGUCGGAGUGCAUGGUCUACCAGUAUGGCAACUACUCCUGGGACCUGGCCGACGACCAGAACGUCAAUGGCUUCAGUACCCUCGGGGAAAACAUCGCAGACAAUGGAGGGGUGCGGCAGGCCUACAAGGCUUACCUGAAGUGGGUGGCGGAAGGCGGCAAGGACCAGCAGCUGCCGGGACUGGAGCUGACCUACGAGCAGCUGUUCUUCAUCAGCUACGCACAGGUGUGGUGCGGCUCCUACCGGCCCGAGUUCGCCAUCCAGUCCAUCAAGACUGACGUCCACAGCCCCCUAAAGUACAGGGUGCUGGGCUCGCUGCAGAACCUGGCCGCCUUCGCGGACGCGUUCCACUGCGCGCGGGGCUCCCCCAUGCACCCGAAGGUGCGAUGCCGCGUCUGGUAGCCAAGGCCGAGCCGCGCUGCGCGGCCCACGCCCUCCCGCCGACCCGAGGUGUCCCGUCCGCGCGGAGACGGUGUUGCCAGCGGGGACCGGCGUGCGCCCCGCUCCCAGCGGCCGACCCACCCGCGCCGCGCCCAGCCUCCGUGCCUGGCCUGGAGCGCGACCCCGGCCCUGAGCCCCCUCCGCGCCCGCCCGCGAGGGUCUACACCGCCCACCGCAGCCCUGUAGACACAGUUAUCGGUC
Balaenoptera acutorostrata (minke whale) is the source of this 2602-nucleotide messenger RNA. It is a transcript of the gene MMEL1, whose product is annotated as membrane metalloendopeptidase like 1. NCBI's taxonomy places the organism in Eukaryota, Metazoa, Chordata, Mammalia, Artiodactyla, Balaenopteridae. The record is from RefSeq and is a predicted model, not a curated record. Gene Ontology annotation, cellular component: plasma membrane. Bases 113 to 2362 code for a protein of 749 amino acids. Gene Ontology annotation, molecular function: metalloendopeptidase activity. Gene Ontology annotation, biological process: protein processing. The transcript has 22 exons.